This is a messenger RNA of Tinamus guttatus (white-throated tinamou), 715 nucleotides long. RefSeq names its product RAB3B, member RAS oncogene family (gene RAB3B). Gene Ontology annotation, molecular function: GTPase activity; GTP binding. NCBI's taxonomy places the organism in Eukaryota, Metazoa, Chordata, Aves, Tinamiformes, Tinamidae. The record is from RefSeq and is a predicted model, not a curated record.
ACACAGCUGGACAGGAGCGGUACAGGACCAUCACUACAGCGUAUUACCGCGGAGCCAUGGGCUUCAUCCUCAUGUACGACAUCACCAGCGAGGACUCGUUCAACGCAGUGCAGGACUGGGCCACGCAAAUCAAGACUUACUCUUGGGACAAUGCACAAGUGAUCCUGGUUGGAAACAAGUGUGACAUGGAGGAUGAAAGAACUGUUCCUUUGGAGAAAGGGAAACACCUGGCUGAUCAGUUAGGUUUUGAUUAUUUUGAAGCCAGUGCCAAAGAAAACAUCAACGUAAGACAGGUGUUUGAGCGUCUUGUGGAUAUAAUCUGUGAAAAGAUGUCGGAGAGCUUAGAAUCCGACCCCUCCAGGGGCACUUCUGGAAGGAGCAUGCGACUCACAGACAACCCACCUCCUUUGCAGCAGAACUGCUCCUGUUAGUGACCUUUCUCUUUGAGAAAUGUCCCCCUCCUUUCCUGAUGAAAUUUUUCUCUCUUCAUUUGUGGUGUUGCUUUAUCAUGUAGUGCAAAAGCAGGAGUAUCUGUUAUAGGAAACUGGUAUGUUUGUUUAAUGUCUGAGAAUGCUUAAUAUUAUAUAUUUCCUCAUCCAAUAAUUUAACAAAAUUCUGAAUAAAUAUUGUAAGUGCACCUAGUGUUAGUGUGUGAAUUAUGUUGAAGAACUGUGUAGUAUUGUAAACUUUAUUUCCACAGAGAAUGUUGUUUUUU